Messenger RNA from Rhea pennata, 1478 nucleotides. Its product is annotated as steroid 21-hydroxylase. Gene Ontology annotation, biological process: progesterone metabolic process; hormone biosynthetic process. The transcript has 11 exons. Lineage: Eukaryota; Metazoa; Chordata; Aves; Rheiformes; Rheidae. The annotation marks the transcript as partial. Gene Ontology annotation, molecular function: steroid 17-alpha-monooxygenase activity; iron ion binding; heme binding. The record is from RefSeq and is a predicted model, not a curated record.
CCCGCGCUGCCGCUGCUCGGCACCGCCGCGCACCUGCUGCACCCCGCGGCCCCCCGGCACCUGGGCGCCCUGGCGCGGCGCUACGGGCCGGCGCUGCGGCUGCGCCUCGGCGGCACCGAGUGGACCUUGCACCCCCAUACCAGGACCUGCACCCCCAAACCGGACACUGUGCCCCUUCGUGUCCCCCCCCCCCCAGAUGUGCUGGUGCUGAGCUCGGUGGAGACCAUCCGGGAGGCCUUUACCCGCCGCUGGGGUGCCUGCGCCGGGCGCCCCCCCAGCUACCUGGCGGGGCUGGUGUCGCGGGGUGGGCAGGACCUGGCGCUGGGCGACAUCUCCCCGGGGUGGCGGCGGCAGCGCCGGGCCACCCGCGACGCCCUGGCCCGGGCCCAGGGGCACCUCGAUGCCAUCCUCAGCCAGCAGGCCGAGGCCCUCUGCCAGGACCUGCGGCGCUACCGGGGGGCCCCGGCCGACGUGGCCGAGGAUUUCGCCUUCCGCACCUGCAGCACCAUCUGCAGCCUCGUCUUCGGCUCCCUGAUGCCCCCCGAGGCCGAGGUGCGCGACUUCACCCGCUGCAUCAUGGGGCUACUGGAGCUGUGGGGCAGGGCCAGCGUGCGGGUGCUCGACCUGCUGCCCCCACUGCGGGCGCUGCCCAACCCAGCACUGCGGGAGCUGCUGCGCCUGGUCGAGCGCCGCGACGCCUUCGUGCAGACCCAGCUGCAGCGGCAUGAGGCGGCCGGCUGCCCCGCCGGGGGGGUCCUGGGCGAGCUGUGGCCAGACCCCGGCGUCCGGGGGGGGCCACUGGGCCCCGGGCGCCUCCACAUGGCCCUGGUGGAUCUGUUCAUCGGCGGCACCGAGACGACGGCGGCCGCCCUGGGCUGGGCCGUCGCCUUCCUGCUGCACCGGCCUGAGGUGGCGGCGGGCGCCCGGGCCGAGGCGGCCGGCGGCUCCCGGCGCCUCCUGGCCGCCAUCGUCGGCGAGAGCCUGCGGCUGCGGCCGCCGGCCCCCCUGGCGCUGCCCCACCGCGCCUGCACCCCCACCAGCAUCGCAGGGAUCCCGGUGCCCCGCGACUCCCUGCUCAUCCCCAACCUCUUCGCCGCCCACCACGACCCCGACAAGUGGCACCGGCCCGAGGACUUUCUGCCAGAGCGGUUCUUGGCGGCGGCGCCAGGCCGGGCACUGGUGCCCUUCGGCUGUGGGGCCCGGGCCUGCCUGGGCGAGGGGCUGGCGCGCGCCGAGCUCCUUGUCUUCUUGGGCCACAUCCUGCGCCACUUCCGUCUGGAGCCACCGGCGCCCGGCGUCCUGCCAAGCCUGGAGGUCACAGCGGGCACCGUGCUGCGUUGCCGCCCGUUCCGCGUGCGCCUCAUCGCCCUGGAGCCCUGAGGCCCACCCGGAUGCCUGGGCCCACUCAGGCGCUUGGGCCCACUCAGAUACCUGGGGCCUCCCAAAUGCGUGGGCCCGCUUGGACAUCUGGGCCCAUU